This is a messenger RNA of Vitis riparia (riverbank grape), 2169 nucleotides long. RefSeq names its product probable serine/threonine-protein kinase PBL9. Bases 1 to 2169 code for a protein of 722 amino acids. Lineage: Eukaryota; Viridiplantae; Streptophyta; Magnoliopsida; Vitales; Vitaceae. Gene Ontology annotation, biological process: protein phosphorylation. The record is from RefSeq and is a predicted model, not a curated record. The transcript is spliced from 10 exons. Gene Ontology annotation, molecular function: protein kinase activity; ATP binding.
AUGGAGUACAGGGGGAAGUUGGAGAAAGUAAAUUUGAUUGGCUGGUGGAUCACAGGUGGCUUAAUUGGAAAACUCGAUGAAGGAGAAAAGAUUGUUUGCAAUCUUGCCGAUGCCUUCUUGCUAGAGAGUUCUUGGAAUGGAGAUUCUGCUUUUGUCCAAAUGAGAGAGGAGCUUGUGGUUGAACGCUGCUCCAAAAUCAGCAGCAUAGUGACUCAUGAAGUUCCUGGUGGACAUAGAUGGUUUCAACGGCUAACAUGCCUUCCAAAGUUGAAGAAGUUAUCACUUCAUUACAUGCCUAAAUUGGUCAGCAUCUCCAGUGGUGUACGCAUUGCUCCAACAUUAGAAUGGAUGAGCUUCUAUAAUUGCCCGAGCCUUCAAACUCUUUCUGACAUGGAGGAUAUUGAUUUGAUGACUCAGUUAGCAGAAAUUGGCAUUCAACGUCUGGCUCCCAAGCAAGAGAGAAAGCCUUCUCAACAGUCAGGUUCAGAUGGCUCUGUGAAGGCCCCUGCAGUAGAGGAAGGAACCACCUUGGAGGAGAAGCAGCUUUAUGAGCCUGCGCCAUUGUCACCUUUUUCCAUAGAGGAAGGUGGCUCCAUUAAAGCCCCUGCUGUAGAUACAGGAACCGCCUCAAAGGAGAAGCAGCUUUCUGAGCCUGCAUCGUUGCCUUUUCCCACAGAGGGCAGUGACUCCAUGAAGGCUCCUGCAGUAGAGGGACGAACCACCUCAGAGGAAAAGCAGCUUUAUGAGGCUGUGCCAUUCCCGUUCCACAGAGAGGGUGGUGACUCCAUAAAGGCCCCUGCAGAAGAGGCUGGAACCACCUUAAAGGAGACACAGCUUAGUAAGCGUGUGCCAUCACAAAGGCGGAAGAAACUAGUGUUGAAGAUGGAGUCAUUGAAUGACAAAAUCAAGAAUAAGGCCAUGAAGAUUGUCUCUCGAUUUCCAGGGGUGAGUUCAAAAUAUAUUAGCCCAGACGGAAAUGAUCAAAACAGUACUAGCAAGGUUUCCUUGGCUUCAGUGCCUCCAACUCCUCGAAGUGAGGGUGACAUCUUGCAGUCCCCAAAUUUGAAGAAUUUCACGCUUGCAGAGCUCAAAAUGGCCACCAGGAAUUUCCGCGCUGAUGGCUUGCUAGGAGAAGGUGCUCUUGGUCGAGUUUUUAAGGGGUGGAUUGAUGAACAUUCAUUUGCUGCUGGUGAGCCUGGGACUGGUGUGGUUAUUGCUGUCAAAUGCCUUAAGCUAAAAAGUUUACUAGGUCCCAAGGAGUGGUUUGCAGAAAUUAAUUGUCUGGGACAGCUUUAUCAUCCUCAUAUUGUGAAGCUAAUAGGUUUCUGCUCAGAGGAUGAGCACCGGCUUCUGGUGUACGAAUACAUGCCACGAGGCAGCUUGGGGAAUCAUCUAUUCAGGAGAGAACCUCUUUCUGGGCACAUCCGCUUGAAGGUUGCUCUUGGUGCUGCAAAAAGGCUUGCUUUUCUUCAUAGUGCUGAGAAACAAGUGAUACAUCGGAACUUCAAGACUUCAAAUAUCCUGCUUGAUUCAAACUACAAUGCAAAGGUUUCUGGUUUUGGACUGGCCAGGUAUGGUCCAACAGGUGAUGAAAGUCAUGUCUCUACCAGGGUCAUGGGGACCUGUGGAUAUAUAGCUCCAGAAUAUAUAGCUACAGGUCGUCUGACUGCCAAGUGUGACGUAUAUGGUUUUGGAGUUGUUCUCCUGGAAAUAUUAUCUGGUCAAAGAGCAGUGGACGGGAAUCAGCCCCCUGGAAAACAGAAUCUUGUUGUAUGGGCCAAGCCCUACCUGGGCAACAAACGCAAAAUCUACCGUAUAAUGGACAACGGUCUUGAGGGUCAGUACUCACUGGAGGGAGCCCAUAAGGCAGCUAGCCUUGCAUUACAAUGCCUAUCCACGAUAUCCCAGUUCAGGCCAAGGAUGACGGAGGUUGUAGCAGCAUUGGAGCAGCUCCAGGAUUGCGAGGAACCAGAAAGCACCAGCAGCAAUUCAAGUGAUGGGGCGAAGCAUAGGAGACAAAGUGCAGAUGAUGUCAGGAAUGAAAAACAUGCUGCUGCUGCUGCUGCUGCCUCCUUUCCUCAAAGUACAGUUGAUGCUAGGAGAAAAAAAUCAGUUCGUACGGUAGGGACCCAUGUCUUGAAUCCCCACUCAACCCCAACUACCACUUGA